AUGAGAUCAGUAUUUAUCAUUUUGUUGAUUGUGUUUGUGUUCACGAAUGAGUUUUGGAAAAGUGAGGCAUACCCUUACUCAGAGGCGAGUGAAAACGGAAAAUUUUUGCACCUUACCGACAUCCAUCUUGAUCCCUUAUACGUGCCAAACAGUGAUCCCGCUGAAUGGUGUCAUCGUCCAAAUAAGAGCAACCCUUCGGCAAAUACGGCCGGGAAAUUCGGAGCUCUUCUUUCACCAUGUGACACCCCAUACGCGCUAACGAAUGCCACAUUUUCAUUCUUUAAAUCUUCCGUUCAAGAUAUCGAUUUCAUCAUUUAUACUGGUGAUUUUGUCAGGCACGACCGUGACAAAGUAAUUCCCAGAACCAAGGAGGAAGUCAUCUUUGGGCACGAUAUUAUAGUGAAAUAUUUUAGCGAGGUCUACGAUUUGAAGAAAAUCAAAUCCCUACGCUCGGGAACAAUGAUGAAUUUCGUGAGUAGAUUUAGACAAAAGUAUCGUCUACAUGAUACACUUCAGCCAGGUCCCAACAAAGUGCUGAUGGCCAUCAAAGAAUCUUGGGAUCCUCUAGGCCUAAAUCUCACCGAUGACUUCCUCAACGGAGGCUACUUCCGCCAAGACAUUCACUCAACUCUCACAGUUCUCAGUCUAAAUUCCAUUUACUUCUUACCUUCCAAUUCAAAAUCACCCGAUUGCGACAUCCCUGACUCACCUGGGAAGAAGCAAUUUGAUUGGAUUGAAAGAGAGCUGAGCAGUGCUGUAGCCGAAGGAAGAAAAGUUUACCUCAUACAACACAUUCCUCCCGUCAAUGUCACAGGGUACAGUCAAUAUAAGACGCAUUGUUACAGCCUUUAUGUCGAUAUGCUUGGUCGUUACCAUAGUAUUAUUUAUGGUCACUUUACCGGACAUACCAACGAGGACAAUGUGGCAUUCCUUGUUAAAAACGGCACAUCCUCGUAUUCGCUUAUAGGGCUUGGUGAUCCUAAGACGCUUUCCUCAUCCUCUAAUUACGAAAACAUCGUGUUACCAUUAUAUAAUGCACCGUCAAUUGUGCCUGACAUCAAUCCUGCAUUCCGUAUAUUCUCUUAUUCCACCAAAGAUUCGGAUUAUGGUCUACUCCAAGAUUACGUGCAAUAUUACGCCAACUUGACAACCGCCAACAAGGAAGGAAAUCUCGUUUGGGAAAUUGAAUACGACGUUUUGGAUGCCUAUAACAUGAAAGGAUUAAGCACGGACAAUUGGCUGAAUACCUUGAAUGAGUUUGCCAAAGCGAAUUCCACCGCUUGGAAACUAUACAAACUUUAUCUUUUUACAAACACUCACGUUGAAGGACCGUAUUAUGCUUUCUUAUCCAAGUUGGAUCAUUAA
This is a messenger RNA of Acaulospora morrowiae, 1365 nucleotides long. The record is from the annotation of a GenBank genome assembly. Lineage: Eukaryota; Fungi; Glomeromycota; Glomeromycetes; Diversisporales; Acaulosporaceae.